Molecule: messenger RNA, 606 nt
Organism: Aureococcus anophagefferens
Lineage: Eukaryota; Pelagophyceae; Pelagomonadales; Pelagomonadaceae
Exons: 1
Coding region: 1-606 (201 amino acids)
Source: RefSeq, a predicted model, not a curated record
AUGACGGGCAUCGUGCCGCGGCCCUUCGUCGGCGAGGUCUACGCGGCGGACGAGAAGAUGCUGACCGAGGAGGAGGCCUGGGAGGCGCUGCAGGCCGCGGACUUCAAGGCCCACUGCGACAACGUGACCUACGCGUUCUGCGGCCGCAGCACGUGCCGCCUGAACGGCGAGAAGGCCGUGGCGACGUGCGGCUGCAAGCUCAUCAAGGCGUCCGCGGGCUCCAUCGGCUUCAACAGCAAGAACGCGUACCUCAUCCGGUCCAAGAUCGUCCGCAAGGCGCUCUACGAGGCCACGGUGCUCAACUCGAGCACGUCCUUCGUGAACACGGUCUGCGGCGCCAUCGAGAGCCGAAGGCUCUGGCGCGACGCGGGCUUCGGCAGCGACUUCGGCAGCUUCAGCGACCCGGGCUACCCGGGCUACUGGGCCAUGAUCGACUUGGAUUGUGAUUCCUCCGGGUCCAUCGACUACAACUUCGCGGACUGCGACGGCGCGCCCUGCGACAUCGAGCAGGGCUUCAACCUGUGCCGGAAACAACCAGUGGAAUGGCCCUGUCCAGCAAAACUUCAAACCUCUCUAUCUCGGUCAGAUCGACGUCGUUCCGGCUGA